Messenger RNA from Soboliphyme baturini, 810 nucleotides. The record is from the annotation of a GenBank genome assembly. Lineage: Eukaryota; Metazoa; Nematoda; Enoplea; Dioctophymatida; Soboliphymatidae.
AUGCAGAAAACGAGGCGACUGCGGCGUAACCGAAGUACUUCAAAACAACUUGGUCGAAAAGCAAUGCGAAUCACUCGAGAGAACCAACGGUUGAACACCGCCUUUCUAGCAUUUGGAACGAUCGAACAGGUUACCAUAAAGCCUUCAACAUAUCGCGUUGGAGCAGACAGACUUGGCGACUCCUGCAAACAGCUGUGCAGUGAGGCGGAGGGCCUAGUUGACAACUACGUAGAUAAUGUAUUAUGGCUAUACAUUACAAAAAAGAACUGCACCGGAAACAUGUCUGACGCACCCGACAGUGAUGGCCGUGAUAUCGAUUCUAUAGACAACACGAAAGUGUGGACUGCUAUAUUGAUGGAUAUCAUUCGGUCAGGAGAGUAUAACUUCAGCGACCGUUCUUUGGAGUACAUGGAGCAGCUGAUUUCGCAUAAUCUCUCGGAAGUUCUUGAAAGAUGUAACGUUUUUCUGCGGGAAUCCCAACGUGACGUGUUGUUUGCCUCGGACAUUAUUACAGCACUUCAAAUAAUCGAUUCGCUGCCCAAUGACGAGAAUCUACCGAGUACAUCCUAUGAUUUUCCAAACAGUCGACGUGUAAUUGGCGGUAGCAAUUUUGCUGAUUUACUCUUGGCAGUCGAGGCAGACGAACACUCUGGCUGCACGGAUUUUGCAGAUAUGGUUAAAAUGGAUGCCGAAGGCGGAAGAGCAUCGGAGAACAAAAUCAUGGAUAACGAAGAAGGCAAAACAUCGGAGGCAAGCAAGUUUUGCGAUAGCUCUGACGAUGAUUUGGAUGCAAUGCCAAAUGAUGAGUGA